AUGUACGCUUUACAUCAACAGCUGAGAACGCAACAUCAGUUUGAUUGGCUUCAGCUUCUCAAACAGGCGGGCUCUUACAGUGAGCUGAUCAAGUCCACCCAAGAUAGCCCUAACCAAGAAGCUCAUCUGAUCAAAAUUGUUGCGAUAUUUGCGCCAUCGACAUUGGCGGCCUAUCUCAAGAGCUGGUCACUGUGGGUUGAGUUUUGUCACUGCCAUCAGGUAUGCCCUUACAGCCCACCUACGGUAUUCCUCGCAGACUUCCUUCAAGUUUCUUCGAAGAGGAGCUCACUUGGAGUUGCCACUGCCCAAUCUCGAGCGUUAACGUGGGUUGCGAAGUAUGCUGGCUUCCAGGCACUUUUGAGUGCUAUACAGGCACCAAUCACACGUGCCUACACCAUCCCCUCUGAGAUAUCAGUCAGGAAAGAAGCUGCCCCAUUGCCGUUGAGCUUUGUGGUGUAUCUUGAGUCUUGUAUACUCAAGGAACUGGGAACAGCUGCAGACAGGUUGCUGAUGGGCUCACUGCUUGUUCUGAUCUGGUCAUCUCUGAGGUGGAGUGACGCACUUUGGGUCACCCCAAGCGCAUUGACAGAGGACGUUGAUGUCAUCAGAGGUAUUGCAGCAAGAACGAAAACGACCUCGCGCGGAAUGCCCUUCGCGUUCGUCAAGUCAGGGCUCUUGGCAACAUCUGCGCAAGUCACAUGGUCCACGAAGUGGCUCAACUUGGUGCGACAAGCACUGCAGCGCACAUCGGAGAUUUUUCCUGAUUUCACUCCGGACUUUUUGAUUCCAAUGUGUGGUCCUAGUGUGGACCAUCCUAUGUUCACUGCACCCAUGCCUAGGGCCCAUGGAGUUCUUUUGCUGCGACGUCUCCUUCUUGAAGCCAACAAGGAUGCCUCUGUCCUCAGCAUUGGUGUGCAUUCACCCAAAGUUACAUUGCUUAGUUGGGCACGUCAAAUUGGAGCAUCGGAAGAAGCCAGAAUGGCACAGGGACAUCAUCGUCAAUCAGGUGCUCGAUCCAACGUUGCCUUGUAUGGUCGCGACGAUGUUCACCCGGCAGUACAGCUACAGCACCAGAUCAUCCAGCGCAUUGCGUCAGGUUUUCGACCAGUGAUUCCCCUCCUACGCGGUGGAGCAAAACCAGUCCUGGACAAACCAGUAUCAGUAGCUCCCCCUACAGAGGAUGCCACACCACUGGCUCAGACACAAUUGUGCCUCCCCCACUCUGAUGAUUUGGCGGAUACUGAUUCUGGCGAGUCUGAAACUGGAUUGGCUCCUGAUGUUCAGGAUGAGAUGGAGGUUCCAGUGAUUCAAGCUGCGUCGGCUGACUGCCUCUUCCUUUUGAAUACAGCAUCAACCAUCGCCCACGUGGCCGCCGUAUGUGAUGAAUCUGAUCCUUACCGGGUGGUGACAGUGGAUGCUGGUGAAGUGCGAAAAUCUUUCAAGUUUGCGUGCAAUGUCCGUCGCGCGGCCUGGGAUGCUGAGAUUGUUCCAGCUGAAACAUUCCCAGCCAAAUUUAGGUGCCAGCUCAUCACAAUGACUGACUUUGCCAAGUUAGAGGCUAUGGUCGACUCAGCGCUUCCCUUCGUCAGGGAUUGGGCAUCUGAUGAGCAUCGACGGGCGCACCUUGAGAUUUGCCUGGCAGGAUGUGCUGCAGUUGCACGGCACUUAGCAUCCAGGUUCCACUGGACGCUCAUUUCGGUCCUCUGCUCCCUGGCCGCCAAAGUGCUGAUCACCCAGGAGGAAGCCCAAUCUGAUUUGGCUCCAUCCGGAUGGAUCACCGACAGGACGCAUCCCUGCUCGGUUGUGACCUUCACUUUAUCUCUGCCAGUUGAGCAGGCGCAUCUUUUGGUCUUCCAGCUCUCAGGGGCUCUUUCAGUGGUCACUGAGUGGGGCCAAUCCCGCUCACCACUUUUGACCCCAGAAGACCACCUGGUGUUUAGGCACCUCCGAUCGAUGCUGUUCGAUUUGAUUACGGCAGCGCGUCUCGGAGCUGGAGGUCGAGCCACAGACCAAUUGAUGGAUGAGCUGCCAAAUUUUGGUCAGCCUGCUCCGCAAGAGUGA
This is a messenger RNA of Cladocopium goreaui, 2061 nucleotides long. The record is from the annotation of a GenBank genome assembly. Lineage: Eukaryota; Dinophyceae; Suessiales; Symbiodiniaceae.